GCAACACUGGUCACGUUACAACUAUUCAACUUUCAGCUCGACGUUUCUGCAGUUACUAUAAGGAACAAGAGGAGAGUCAAUUGAUUCUGUUGCUUGCGCAACAGUUCGUAUUCCAUUGCUGUCAAUCAGCCAAUGUAAAAAGUAAUCGUUACUACACAUAGUUCGAUGUGGUAAUGCGAGAUGUCUUCAAUGCCCCAUAUAAGAAUUCACUAAAGUGUUCACACUUCUCGGUCUACCACCAAUUGAAACACGCCAGUUUACGAAGGAAUCGAUAAAGGCCAGUCCAAGAAUGGUCAAUUUUGUCGCUGCGGCCGUUCUAUUUGUAAUCACAAUUUAUUACUGGCAACAAAAAAAAAUCAGAGAAGUUUCCGUUUACCUCCCGGACCCAAGCAACAUUUCAUCUUUGGCAAUUUGAUAGAGUUGGUUCACUCAGCAUGGAUUAAAGGGGAAUACCCAUGCCUUACGUUUGCGCGGUGGGCUGUUCAGGUAAAAUAUGUUCCCUAUAUGUCUAAAUUCUUUCCACGAAAAAUUGUCAGUCAAAUUAAACAAUUCCCCGUAGAAUUCAACAGCUUAUGCCGUUGAGCGUUGAGGUACCCAGAAAAAUACAUUAAAAUUGCGUCACCCAUAAAUGAUUCAAUACCCGUAUAAUGUUAUCCAGAUGUUAUCAACUCUUCCAAAGGUAACAAGUGCAAAGGUAAUGCUGCCAUUUUUUUUUCAUUUUGAUAUCAAUACGAUAUUUACACUUGGCCUCCUUUUAGUUUUAUAUUUAGGAAAGGAAUGUGCCCAUCCAAUUGUAAACAUGAUUAGCUAAUUCCACUGAUCGGUGGUGUGGUAAUUGGGAGACAUGACAAGGUCAAAAGGCUUAGAAUUAAACGAGAUAUCUCAAUUACAAAAUCGAUAGCAGAUAGCCUACCCUUUACAUAACAGAAAAAUUGGUGUCAGUUUAAAAUACCUAUUUCGAUGCACUAGGAAGAAAUUCUAAAUGUUCUGCUAUUAAAAAAAAGAAUAGACCAACAAUUUGGUUACACUGUAAACGCACAGCUCUCAAAUGCAAAACUCGAUAAGACGCAAUACGGCCAAGUUCAGUGAAAGUUGAUUCUUCUCAUCAAAGAUUUAAAUCUGACAAUUGUACGAGCUUCAGCAAACAGAAUAAUCAAACUCAAUUAGUCUUCAAACUAUAUAAAGCUGAAAAGAAAAUUGAGUCGAGACAAGUGAUUACUGAUUGGGCCUACGCAACAGUUUAUUUUCAUCGCUGCUUAUAAGAUAUUUAUAGCAACUUGUUAUCGAAGAAGUAUUAUUUAUAGCCCAUGUCAAAAAUACAAUCUUUACUAGAGUGUUCGAUGGGCUAAUGCAAACUGGGUUAUCAUCGACCCUAUAAAAAUGACUCGUGAGUGUAGUCGCCACUCAUUGAAACACGCCAGUCUAAGAAAGGGGUCGACAAUACGAACAAAGCUUGUUAAGCACUAGAAUGGUUAAUUUUGUCAGCAUAGCGUUUGCAGCCGUUCUUUUAAUUAUCACUAUUUUUUACUUUUGGCGAAAAAAUCAGAAGAACUACCGUUUACCUCCUGGACCAAAGCGAAAUCUCAUCUUUGGCAAUUUGAUGGAAUUGGUUUACUCAACAUUAGUUAAAGGUGAAUCGCCCUUUAUCAAACUUGCGCAAUGGGCUUUUCAGACGGGACCGAUUUGCUAUUUGCGGUUCUUUAGACAACAAGUCAUCGUAAUUUCAGACGCAAGGGUUGCUCAACGGUUAUGUGUCAAUCAGGCGGAUAAGUUCAGUGAACGGCCACCGGGACUACUUUUAUCACGAGUGCUCAAGGACAAAGGAAUCGUGUUCAAUGACGGGCCGUCGUGGAAGGAACAUCGAACAUUUCUGACUCACGAAUUCCGUAAGUAUGGAUUUGGAAAACAAUCAAUGGAGCAGAGAAUUCAAUAUGUGGUUGAUGAAUAUCUUCAUCAAAUAACCAAAACAAAUGGCCUAAUUCACGAUCCGCAUCCGAACAUUGCGACGGCAGUUUAUAACAUUAUUUGGACAGUGAUCAGCGGGGAUCAAUUCAAAUGGGGUGAUCCAUUUUUGCAAAAAGUCAUUAAAAACCUUGAAACCAAUUUACAAGCUGUCGAGCUCACCGGACCUCAUAACUACGUCACUAUUCUCACCGUAUUCCAUUUGCUCUGGCACAAUUUUUUGCACUUGUGGAAAAUUACCUUGAUGAGGUUAGUUUACUUUAAACAACUCAUCGGCAAGUUUAAGAAGCACCAAAAACAAUCUACAAACUCCGAGGAAGAGGAGUCUAUGAUGCUCGAUUACUUGGUAAAAAUGCAAGACAGUAAAAAUUGUGGUGAACCGACCUACUUCUCCGAAACACAAUUACUUUGGCUCGUUUCUGACCUGUUUAUCGCCGGCGGUGAGACAACCAUAACCACCAUUCGCUGGAUUCUGCUGUGCUUGGCGUUGUAUCCUGAAGUUCAGGAACGAGUACGACGAGAAAUAACUGAAGUGUUCGGUCGGGACUCAACACCUGCAUAUUGUCAGCGAACACAAACGCCUUACACAGAAGCAUUCAUAAAUGAGGUACUUCGCAUGGGCGGAGUCACUCCAGGAAUGUGGCGUAAUACCAGUCAAGAUGCAACGUACGAGAACUACGAUAUUCCAAAAGACACAUGGGUUCUACUCCACUUUUACGCAAUGAAUAAUAACCGGGAUCAAUGGGAAGACGCGAGGAAAUUCAAGCCAGAAAGAUUCUUAAAUAAAGAAGGAAUGUUCUGCAAAAAUGAAAACCUCUUGGCAUUCUCAAUUGGAAGGAGAGAGUGCCCAGGUCAAGGAUUGGCACAGGCAGAACUUUACCUUUUUACGGUCGGAAUUCUGCAGAAAUUUAAAGUUGCUCUACCCAAUGAUGAAAAAAACAUCGAUGUCAAUAACGGACAAUUUGGGAUUACUUACACACCACCACAUCAUAGACUACAAUUUAUCGCUGUUUAAGAUUGAUCGUUUAUGAACGCAUGCUUUUCAUCCUUAACCUUUAUAACUGAACGUCUUUGCUUAAGUUUAAUUCACAUUCUUAAUUCCUAAACUAGAAUAUUUGCACAUACUUAUGUUAAUUGAUGAAUUAGUUUUGUAUUAAAACUGUCGCAGCAAAUGCUCAUUAAAAAUUACGACGCCUCUCGAA
Messenger RNA from Daphnia pulex (common water flea), 3164 nucleotides. Its product is annotated as cytochrome P450 2J2-like. Gene Ontology annotation, molecular function: oxidoreductase activity, acting on paired donors, with incorporation or reduction of molecular oxygen, reduced flavin or flavoprotein as one donor, and incorporation of one atom of oxygen; iron ion binding; heme binding. Gene Ontology annotation, biological process: xenobiotic metabolic process. Lineage: Eukaryota; Metazoa; Arthropoda; Branchiopoda; Diplostraca; Daphniidae. Gene Ontology annotation, cellular component: cytoplasm; intracellular membrane-bounded organelle. The coding region runs from base 1469 to 2977 and encodes 502 amino acids. The transcript has 10 exons. The record is from RefSeq and is a predicted model, not a curated record.